Molecule: messenger RNA, 3424 nt
Organism: Ruditapes philippinarum (Manila clam)
Lineage: Eukaryota; Metazoa; Mollusca; Bivalvia; Venerida; Veneridae
Product: toll-like receptor 4
Exons: 2
Coding region: 126-2690 (854 amino acids)
Biological process (GO): inflammatory response; toll-like receptor signaling pathway; immune response
Cellular component (GO): membrane
Molecular function (GO): transmembrane signaling receptor activity; protein binding
Source: RefSeq, a predicted model, not a curated record
CACGAAUUAGUUAUUGGUCUAUGUUAAAACUUCCUUAUCCAAAUAAUAGAAUAAAAACGACAGCGCUUCAUGUAAAACCAUAUUGUUUCACGAAUAUUUUAUGGAGUUAAUACACUCUCAAUACGAUGAAAGGAGCGUUUUUAGUCUUGCUUAUAAGUGCCUUACUGGCAUCGGUGGCAAUGAUAAAUUGUGUGGAACGAGAUAAUGACCUAUCUAACACGAAUGACGUUUAUUGUGACAUAACUGAAAAUGUUGAAGAAUACUUAGCUGAUUGUAGUUACAGAAAUCUAACUCUGACAGGUUUACAUUAUGCUUUACCUCCGAAUAAAACUUAUAAAAUAACUGGUUUAAACUUGAUUGGCAACUCAAUAAAACGACUGAGUAACAUGUCAUGGGGGGAAUAUACGUCCCUUCGAUAUUUAUCAUUGGCAAACAAUGGAAUAGAAGUACUGGAAGAAGGUGAUUUCAACAAUCUGUCUGGACUGGAAUUGCUGGACCUUAGCUUGAACCGUAUACGGUACACGUGCAUUAGUGAACAAGUCUUUACAGUAUUAACAAACUUACAAUAUCUCGACUUAAAGCAAAACCUUACCGAUAUUUGGCAGAAUGAAACAUAUCCGAUCGGACUUUCAAAUCUGCGACAUUUAAAAUUUCUAAUGAUCGACGGAUUAGAUAAUGGUACUUUGCCUAAGAUGAAGAAUCUUUCUGAACUUUAUCUAUCAGGCGAGUAUGGUCGCUGUAAUAUCACAAAUUUAACUUCCGGCUAUUUUUCAAAUGUGCAAAAUGUUCAGCAUCUUUUUAUGUCUAAUUGCUCUAUCAAACAAAUAGUUAAUGGAACAUUUAGGAAUAUGUCGAUUUUAAGUUCGCUGGACCUUGCUAGAAAUAUACAAUUAGGACUUAAAUCAAUGGCCAAUAUAACAUUUGGUUUGGACGUGCACGGCUCAAUAAAACGACUUAAUCUGAACUCCCUGUAUGACUAUUGUAAUUAUGACUAUUGCGAACAUCUAGAGGAGAAGGAUUUUAAAUAUCUCUUUAAUACUAGUAUAGAGAUGUUAUUGUUAGAAAAGAAUCACCUCGUUCGGAUGACAGAAGCGGCUGUAGAUUUAUUCCCGGAGUCUUUACGAUAUAUGUCUAUAAGUGAUAACAUGUUACUAUAUGGUAAAUAUGUAAAGGAUUUGAUGACCAAACACACAACACAUAACUUGGUAUAUGUGGAUACAAGUAAAAUGUACAAAACCCAUAUAUCUCUACCGAAGGCCUCUUCUGUGAUGUAUGAAAUAAUUGCCACGGAGCUUCACGACGAGGAUGGCGUAGCAAAACAAUACUGGCCAGAAAAAAGUCAAUCCUUCACAAGCUUAUACAAUGCAAUGUUGACGCGUUUAAGAAUAAGUGAUGAUUUUGCAGAUAUUUGGAACACAAUGAGAAAGAAUAAUAUCAGUAAUGGUAUCGGUACUGCAAACACAUCGCUGCAGUUUGCAAAAGCAGAUAAACAAGCGCCAUGGAAGAGUAAGCUGGAAUAUCUUGAUUUGUCAGAUAAUCUUCCUGGAGUUAUUGAAAUGGCUGUUGAAAUUUUUAACAGUACACCUAAUAUAACAUUCCUCAAUGUAUCAAACAAUUAUCUUGGUUAUCCCUUACUUGAAAUACAUAAAAGCACUGCGUUGUUCGAAUCAGCUCAAAAGCUCCGUACAUUAGAUCUUAGUAACAACGGAAUUGGUGCAUCGUUACAUUCAGAUGUCUUUGCUAACUUGUCACAACUGCAGUACUUGUAUCUCUCAAACAAUAAAUUGACCAACAUUUCGUUUGAAAUUUCACAUCUUAAAGAGUUGAAGUAUCUCGAUCUCAGUUUCAAUCAUUUGGAAGAAGUUUGUAAGAAGGCUAGACGCUCCCUUGACAAUAUAAAAGACGUUACACUAAACUUGCAAUACAAUUCCAUGAAGUGCACGUGCAGAAAUAUAAAAUUUGUAAAAUGGCUUGAGGAAAAUAAGAAUAAAAUAAAGAACUUGUAUGAUACAAAUUGUACAUUGGAAAAUGAUACAUCUGUACCAUUGGGCGAACUUGACUUUCAUCAAUUUUAUUUUGAAUGUUCUCCUCCAGCAUAUUACAAUAUUAUUUUAGCUACCAGUCUGUCCAUUCUUGCUUUUGUCAUCACUGUCACGUGCGGACUUGUCUACAGAUUUAAAUGGAAUUUACGGUAUCUAUAUUACAUGACGAAAUUCAAAUUAGUCGGUGGCUACCAGCCUAUUGAUGAUAGGGAAUACGAUAAAGAUGUUUUCGUGUCGUAUGCGAAUGAGGACAGAAUGUUCGUGCAUCAACAUGUAGUGAAAGAAUUGGAAACAAAUGGGAAUAUAUCUUUGUUAGUCCACGACCGUGACUUUAGGGCAGGAGAGUUUGUUGCAGAUAACAUUAUGCGAGCAAUCACGUCAACUCGUCGUACACUUGUUGUUUUAACAGAGGCAUAUAUUGGCAGUAAAUGGUGCAUGUAUGAACUGAACAUGGCAACUAUGGAGGCAGCAGACACGGAUAGAAACGUUCUGUGUGUCAUUCUGAAGGAAGAUAUUCCUGUCAAAUACCUACCAAUAGAGAUCAUAAAUAUUCUCAAGAAGAAAACAUACAUGGAAUAUCCAACGGAAGAAGAACAUAUGGCGUUAUUCUGGAAUAGAUUAAGAGCAACACUUUCUCGUGAAACCUGAUAAUAUGUUUCAUUACUUAACUCUUAUCGACACUAUGAAACUGUUCUGAUUUAUCAAAUUGUUCUUAAAGCACAUUUAGAUUUUUUCACAUAUAUAUACGUUCAGAUCUUUUUCUACACAUGUAUAUAACUGUAAUAAAAAUGAGAAUCAAAGUCUUUGAAUAAUGGAUAUUGACUCAGUCAAAUGUUAUUCAAUAAAUCAACCUAUGGAUAAAUAAAUUUACUUUAAAAUAACAUAGAAUAUUUAUCAUGUAACACUUUGUGUUUGUUUGUUUGUUUUGUUUGCUAAUUAUGAAGUACAUGUAUAUUGUGCUUGUUUGAAUGUAUCUAUGAGAUAUUGUAUAUAUGUACAAGUUUCUACAAUAAACUGUUAUCCUUUUUCUUUCUUUUCAUAUCUAGAUAUUUUGUAGAUCUAUAUGUUUAUUUUUUAAAGAUCGAAAUCAAUUCAGUCAUUUUCAUUUUACUGUAAUCAAGUAUGUCCUGAUAUUAAAUUUCAAAUAGUGAUCGAUGCAAAGCAGCAAGAUCUGGUCCACGAUAUAUAAUUGUUAUUAUUUCAGGGAAAAAAAACCAUACAUAACGAGUUCAUGGACUGUCCCGGAGAAACUGUAUACUAUCAUUCAUGAAGUUGCAGUUGUUUUGUUUGUUGUUUUUAUUCUGUAAACUUUUUGUCAUUAGCUUACAGUACAGAUUUCAAUAAUGAAAUUAAUGAUAUCAAUAUGUCAAUAAAAUGUUUUA